AAAGGCAGCCUGGGAAGUGAGGGCGCAUGCGCGGAAAGCCCUCUGCACGCGUGCGUCUCAAUCUCAUUCCUCUCUUCUCCUGCCUCAUUCACGAGUCUUUCCCCCCUUUGUUCUAUUCAGGAAGUGACCGGGUAGGAACUAAUCCGCUGCACAAGUGGCCCCACCACCUACCCUCCUUAUCCAUCUGAAUCAUCAGCCCCAUAUGUUCUCCCGGUUUAUCAGGCUUGUGUAGUUGGGGUACGGGACCCGAAACGACUUGGGGGGGGAGUGGCAAUGAGGGGUGCUAAUUGGCUGAGCACUAAAAUAUGGCUGGACAAAUAUCGGAAUCUGAUCAAAUCAAACAGUUCAAGGAAUUUCUUGGGACGUACAACAAACUGACAGAAACCUGCUUCCUGGAUUGUGUGAAAGAUUUCACUAGCCGAGAAGUCAAGCCGGAAGAGAUGACUUGUGCAGAACACUGCCUACAGAAGUAUUUAAAAAUGACCCAGAGGAUAUCUAUGAGAUUUCAGGAGUACCAUAUUCAGCAGAAUGAAGCAUUGGCUGCCAAAGCAGGACUUCUUGGCCAGCCUCGCUAGAAGGCAGAGGAUUGCCUAUGUAAAGGAGUACCAACAUUGAUUGCAUUGCACAUGAAAGUGCAUUGAUCACUACUGCAGCUGUGGCAACAUACAUCAGUUCGGAACAGAAGAGCUCAGAAAACGAACUAUGGAAACCAUCAGGAGCUACACUUGGAGUUGGCAGUGGGCAUGGAGCUGAUGGAGCCUGUCCCAAAAUUUGUCUUUUACUGUGCAGUGAAAUAAUGUUGAUGCCACCUUUUCUGGAGGCCUACAGACUGGUUCUGACAGUCACUAGGUUUAGAGAUGGGGAGGCAGCAAACAUUUUUUAUUUUUUGUUGUUUCUUAUACAAUGACUGUUAAUUUUAAAAACAUUCGUGUGUUGUCCAAAAAAUUAUAUCCAAAAGCGUCUAAAGCAAGGUUUAUUUUUUAUUUAAUCAAAGUAAAAUAAAUGGAAAUUACUGUU
Messenger RNA from Rhineura floridana, 1017 nucleotides. RefSeq names its product translocase of inner mitochondrial membrane 9 (gene TIMM9). NCBI's taxonomy places the organism in Eukaryota, Metazoa, Chordata, Lepidosauria, Squamata, Rhineuridae. The record is from RefSeq and is a predicted model, not a curated record. The transcript has 4 exons. The coding region runs from base 306 to 575 and encodes 89 amino acids.